AGAGCAGGGCUUAUCAACGUCAUUCGUCACAGUAUAUAAUCCAGGCUCCUGUACUGACAGGGAAGGAGUGUCAGAGACUGUGGCACAACCAAAGAGCUCCAUGAAUUUAAAAGGUGCAGCUCCAGGGGAAAUCUGAGUUAGUAGUACCUUCACCAUAUAAAAUGCAGGGAAAGAAGACGUCUCAAGAGACUGAAACCAUGACCUCUGAACUGCAGCCUAAUCAGAAGGGACCACUGAUAGCCCCCAAAUCACCGGUUGGUCUUCUUAGGAAAAGGGGGCAACAAGCAGUGCCAAAGAUGCAACCUGCCAUGAUGAUGUUCUCCAGCAAGUACUGGGCUCGGCGAGGUCUGUCUUUGGAUUCAGCAAUGUUUGAUCAGCAGCACCUCGGAGCCUCCAUGCUCCGGAGAACAUCCUUUAAUCGGAUAGAUGAGACACCGGACAAAGAAGAACAGAAAUCCAACCUUGACCCUGGGAAAUUAGCAGUGAUUUUCUCUCUGAAGAAUGAAGUGGGCUGUCUUGUGAAAGCCUUGAGGCUCUUUCAGGAAAAGCAUGUGAAUCUGGCCCACAUUGAGUCUCGUAGAUCCAAGAGAAUAUCGAAUGAAGUGGAGAUAUAUGCAGAAUGCAGCUGUACAAAGAAAGACUUUAAUGAGCUUGUGCAACACCUGAAAGAUCAUGUCAACCUUGUGUCGUACAACACACCUCAACACGUGUGGUCUUCAGAGACCGACUGUUUGGACUGUGUGUGUGUUUUGGGUGGAUUGCCAGAUGGCGACGGAAUACCCUGGUUUCCUCAUAAAAUCUCAGAGCUGGACCAAUGCUCUCAUAGAGUGCUAAUGUAUGGUUCAGAACUGGAUGCGGAUCACCCGGGCUUUAAAGACAAAGUGUACAGGCAGAGGAGGAAGUACUUUGUGGAAGUUGCGAUGAACUACAAAUUUGGGCAGCCCAUCCCGCGCAUAGAGUACACAACUGAGGAGGUGAAGACAUGGGGAGUAGUGUUUCGAGAGCUGACUAAACUCUAUCCCACUCACGCCUGCCGCGAAUACUUGAAAAACCUCCCUCUGCUUGUGAAGCAUUGUGGAUACAGAGAGGACAACAUCCCACAGCUGGAGGAUGUUUCUCGGUUCCUAAGAGAGAGGUCAGGGUUCACAGUGCGACCCGUUGCAGGGUAUCUGUCACCACGAGAUUUCCUGGCCGGCCUGGCUUACCGAGUGUUUAACUGUACUCAGUAUAUACGUCAUAGCACAGACCCUCUAUACACACCAGAACCGGACACCUGCCAUGAACUGUUGGGUCAUGUACCGCUGCUGGCAGAUCCCAAGUUUGCUCAGUUCUCACAGGAGAUUGGUCUCGCAUCUCUAGGGGCUUCUGAUGAGGACGUACAAAAACUGGCAACCUGCUAUUUCUUCACCAUUGAGUUUGGGUUGUGCAAACAGGACGGUCAGUUGAGAGCUUAUGGAGCAGGUCUGCUGUCUUCUAUUGGAGAGUUGAGGCAUGCGCUAUCUGACAAAGCAACAGUGAAGACGUUCGAUCCCAAAACCACAUGCUACCAAGAAUGUCUCAUUACAACUUUUCAAGACGUUUAUUUUUUCUCUGAAAGUUUUGAAGAGGCAAAGGAGAAAAUGAGGGAUUUUGCUAAAACCAUUAAGAGGCCUUUUUCUGUCUACUAUAACCCGUACACCCAAAGCAUCGAUUUACUGAAGGAUACCAGAAGCAUUGAAAAAGUGGUGCAAGAGCUACGCAGUGACCUCACCACUGUCUGUGACGCCCUGGGAAAAAUGAACACGUACCUCGGCAUCUGAGA
This is a messenger RNA of Triplophysa rosa, 1801 nucleotides long. RefSeq names its product tryptophan hydroxylase 2 (tryptophan 5-monooxygenase) (gene tph2). Lineage: Eukaryota; Metazoa; Chordata; Actinopteri; Cypriniformes; Nemacheilidae. Bases 162 to 1799 code for a protein of 545 amino acids. Gene Ontology annotation, cellular component: neuron projection. The transcript is spliced from 11 exons. The record is from RefSeq and is a predicted model, not a curated record. Gene Ontology annotation, biological process: serotonin biosynthetic process; aromatic amino acid metabolic process. Gene Ontology annotation, molecular function: tryptophan 5-monooxygenase activity; iron ion binding.